AUGAUUCGCGCCAGCCCUGCAGCGUUUCGUGCCUUCUUGGGCUUCCGUGAGCAGAUCCUCAUAGCGAUCAUCCAAUCAGCGCUGGACCCAGACAUCUUCAUGGAACUGUUAGGACUGUUGCACGUGCCAAACUGUGCCAAUCUCCAAUACGUACCCUGGUACAAUGAAGUAUCCAUAUUCCGUGCUGCGUCCUUGGGACCCCUUACCCAUAUUGAAUGCCAGCGUAUUCAAGAUUGGGCGAUAUGCGUUUUCAAAGCAGAUUUUCGGAAAGCUCAUUUGGCGCGCAUCGACACGGCACGACUUACCCACACUCAACCGUUCGCCGUCCCGAGUCUCCGGCGACCAGCCGACAAGGAGCAAGCAGCCGACUUCAAAGAAAGCGUGGGCACCAUCGCCAGAAGUUAUGGUAUUCUAAAAAGAUACACGCAAGGCGUAUGCCUCCGUCUCAACGAUUUCACCCUAGGUCCGCGACAAGAAUUCCCUCGCGUACGGUAUCCUUGGGGAAAUAACUUCACCAUGAUGCCACCAGCACCUUUCAGAAAAAUAGUCGUGAACCUGCAACGAAUUCUUCUCCGCGAGAAGCUACUGCCGAUCAAAUUCAGCAACACGGACCUCCACGAUAUCAUCUUAAGUCAAACGAACCAGCGAGACUGCAUACUUGAUUUGGUCCUGGAAAGAGCUGGAAUUCAGCAGACUAGCCGCCUUACGAGGAGGGUGGUUCCUAUGGUGUAA
This is a messenger RNA of Diaporthe amygdali, 732 nucleotides long. RefSeq lists its product as uncharacterized. NCBI's taxonomy places the organism in Eukaryota, Fungi, Ascomycota, Sordariomycetes, Diaporthales, Diaporthaceae. The transcript has a single exon. Bases 1 to 732 code for a protein of 243 amino acids. The record is from RefSeq and is a predicted model, not a curated record.